AUGCGGUCCUCUCUAAUCUCAUUAGCUGCCGUGGCCCGCAGCCAGCCCUCGAGGCUGAAAAAGCCAUCAAUCAGUCUAGACCAUUUCAUCCAAAGACAGCGUGUUCUGGCAUUGUGGCGCGAAAUUGUCCGAGCUUUGAAUAAAAUUCCUCCUUCGGCGACACGAAGUGAGCUGCAUUCUUAUGCUCGGCAGGAAUUCGAGCGACAUCGUGAUGUGAAGGAUGUGACAGGGAAAGCGGAGUUUGAUACUAUGAGGCGGUAUAUUGACGAGCAAGUCGCUGGUUGA
Penicillium longicatenatum is the source of this 285-nucleotide messenger RNA. Its product is annotated as LYR motif-containing protein 2. The record is from RefSeq and is a predicted model, not a curated record. Bases 1 to 285 code for a protein of 94 amino acids. Lineage: Eukaryota; Fungi; Ascomycota; Eurotiomycetes; Eurotiales; Aspergillaceae. The transcript is spliced from 4 exons.